Molecule: messenger RNA, 534 nt
Organism: Mesorhabditis spiculigera
Lineage: Eukaryota; Metazoa; Nematoda; Chromadorea; Rhabditida; Rhabditidae
Source: the annotation of a GenBank genome assembly
AUGCCUUCCCUCCUGUUCCUCUUCCACAGUUUCAAGUCCGUCUUCGGCCUGUUUUGGGGGUGUCUCCAGACCCAACCCGACUUUGAUGACUUCGACAUGGGCGGCUUCGACGAUCAACCCUUCGACAAUGAUCCGACCCCAAUGGCCAUGGCAGAUCCGGUCCAGGAUGAACCGGCGGAUACGAGCCUCGAAGAGAAAAAGGAGGAGCGCGAGGACGGCAAGUCGAAGAAGGAGCGCAGAAGUCGACAGGUUCAGGAGGAGGAAGACCUUGGAGAAGGAGAUGAGGAGCACCGCUUCACAAAACGUACCCAGAAUGUGUUGCAUUCAAUCGCGCAAAAGUUGAGGUCCAGCGGCGAGGAUCAGAUCCUCCUCUCCGACAUGUUGACCAAGGCGUCGAACAAGAAGACAGCCGCGCAGAAGUUCUACACGCUGCUGGUGCUCAAGAAGUGGCAAGCGAUCGAGGUGGCCCAGGGCAAACCCUUUGAUGACAUCUCCAUCACGUCGGGGCCCAAGUUGGACGAGUCAUUGGCGCAU